Rhododendron vialii is the source of this 3303-nucleotide messenger RNA. Its product is annotated as MDIS1-interacting receptor like kinase 2-like. Gene Ontology annotation, biological process: protein phosphorylation. Lineage: Eukaryota; Viridiplantae; Streptophyta; Magnoliopsida; Ericales; Ericaceae. The record is from RefSeq and is a predicted model, not a curated record. Gene Ontology annotation, molecular function: ATP binding; protein kinase activity; protein binding. Bases 393 to 2444 code for a protein of 683 amino acids. The transcript has 2 exons.
GAAAAAUUGUUUGAUAGUGAAGAUUUCAUUCCUCUUGAUAGAUGGCAAAAAAUGUUCCACUACAUUUAGUUUUAUCUAUAAAUACCUCUCCAUGCACUCAAAAGGCUCCUCAUUCCUCCAUCCGACAAUGACAUCCUUAGCAACAAAGUCACUUCCCAACCAGUUCGUUUCAUUCCAAAUCCUCUCUUUUUCCCUCAUCAUCAUCAUCCUUGCAGCGGUCUUCCCUUUUACAUCUACUACUUUUGCUUCUUCUGCAACUACAAAAGAAGAAGUACCUAAAGCCGCAGCUCUCUUGAAGUGGAAAGCUAGCCUUGACAACCAAAGCCAAUCUCUCCUGUCAUCCGGGGUGGUAGGAAGCAACCACUGCGGUUGGACGGGAAUUGGUUGCAACAAUGCUUAUAGAGUCUCCCGUAAACUUGACGAGUUACGGUUUGAGAGGUACGCUUUCAAAUUUUAAGUUCUCAGCCUUCCCUUAUCUUCUCGGCCUUGAUCUUUUUAACAACUCACUAUAUGGUACCAUCCCCUCCCAUAUUGGAAGUCUUUGGAGACUUACGUAUCUUAGAUUGUCCGCCAACCAUUUCUCUGGAUCUUUUUCUUCUGGAAUAUACCAACUGAUUAACCUCAGAACCUUAUACAUGAGCAGAACCCAAAUAGCUGGCUCUAUCCCCCAAGAAAUAGGAUUGCUCAGCUCUCUCAAUGAGCUGAGUUUGUAUACUAACAAUCUCACUUGUUCGAUCCCUCCUUCUAUUGGAAACUUGAGUAGUUUAAAAAUUUUGUGGCUGCACGAAAAUAUGCUUUCUGGACACAUUCCUUCCACUAUUGGGAACUUGACCAAGCUCAAGAUGUUAGUGUUAUCUCAAAAUCCAUUGUACGGCUCAAUUCCUACGGAGAUAGGAAAUUUGGUUAACCUCUGGGCUUUGAUUAUUCGUGAAACCCAACUUACUGGAUCUAUUCCCCCAAGGUUGAACAAUCUUACACGUGUGGCUGUGUUAUCGAUAGGUGAAAACAAGUUAACCGGUCAUUUACCAGAAAACCUAUGCUUUAGUGGAGUACUUGAAUGGUUAGUUGUAGACAACAACAAUCUCACAGGAAACAUCCCAAAAAGCAUAAAAACUUGUAGUAGCUUAUCCAGAAUCAGGCUUGAUGGAAACCAACUUUUUGGAAAUAUAUCAGAAGAAUUUGGCGUGUUUCCAAACUUGGUUUAUAUUGAUUUGAGUCGUAACAAUUUCUAUGGUGAGCUCUCUCAACAAUGGGGGAAGUGUCAUAAAUUAACUAGUCUCAGAAUGUCAAUCAAUAAUAUUUCUGGAGAGAUACCACCUGGACUAGUAGAGGCAACUCGACUAUCUAGAAUUGACCUCUCUUCGAACCAUCUAGUUGGAGAGAUUCCAGCGAAAUUUGGAACUUUUGUUUCGCUGUUCGAGCUUAAUCUGUACGAUAACCAACUAUCUGGCCACAUUCCUCAAGAACUCGGACGCCUUACCAACCUUGAAAAACUCAACUUGUCAACAAAUAAUCUAAGUGGCUCAAUUCCUAGAGGAUUAGGGAAUUGCUCGAAGCUAUUGUUCUUGAAUUUGAGCAAUAACAGACUUGGGGAUAGCAUUCCUGUAGAACUAUGCCAAAUCCGUAGCCUUCAAAGUCUUGAUCUCUGUUAUAAUGUGCUAUUAGGCAAGAUACCACCACUGAUUGGAGCACUAGGAAAGUUAGAAACAUUGAAUCUCUCCCACAACAAGCUCUACGGUACCAUGCCAUCUGCUUUUGAUGAUAUGUUAAGUUUGACGACGGUUGAUGUAUCCUUCAAUCUAUUGGAGGGUCCUCUUCCUAACAUCAAAGCUUUCCGAGAGGCUCCAUUUGAGGCACUCCAAGGCAACAAAGGUUUAUGCGGCAAUGCCACUGGUUUGGAGGCUUGCACGCCUGAUAAGGUUGUUAGAAAAAAGGGCAAGAAAUUGGUGCUACUGGAUGCACUUCUAGGAGUUCUGCUUUUUUCACUCAUGGUUCUUGGAUUUUGUACGGCUUUACAUAAGAAAGUAAAGAACACAACAAAUGAGCCAAGACAAGUAAAUAAUGAGAAUUUGUUUGCGAUAUGGAGCUACGAUGGAAAAAUGGUGUACGAAAACAUCAUUGAAGUUACUGAGGACUUCAAUGCCAAACAUUGUGUUGGUGAAGGAGGAUGUGGUUCUGUUUGUAGAGCUUCUUUGCCCAAUGGUCAAGUAGUUGCUGUGAAGAAACUUCAUACAUCAUUCAAUGGUGAAUUGGCUGAUCCCAAAAGCUUCAUGAGUGAGAUCAAUGCAUUAACCAAAAUACGACACCGCAACAUUGUAAAGCUUUAUGGGUAUUGUUCACAUCCGAGGCACUCGUUUUUGGUUUAUGAAUUUUUGCAAGGGGGAAGCUUGGGAAAGGUACUGUCCUCAGAGGAACAAGCAGUUGAGUUUGAUUGGAUUAAGUGAGUGAAUGUCGUUAAAGUGGUGGCAGAUGCCCUCUCUUAUAUGCACCACGAUUGUUCACCUCCAAUCAUCCAUCGGGACAUAUCAAGCAAGAAUGUCUUGUUUGAUUCAGAGUACGUGGCUCACGUCUCUGAUUUCGGUGCAGCUAGAUUCAUGAAACCAGACUCGUCCAGCUGGACUUCACUAGUAGGGACUUUUGGUUAUUUUCCUCCAGAACUUGCUUAUACAAUGGAAAUGAAUGAGAAGGUCGACGUUUUUAGUUUUGGGGUGCUAACACUGGAAAUUAUUACGGGGAAGCAUCCCAGCGAUCUCAUCUCCUCUCUACUAUCAUCUUCGUCACCGUCACCUUCGUCAGCACUAUUAACAUCAAACAUGAGUGGGAUAUCGUUGGAGGACUUGUUGGACCGACGCCUCCCAUCUCCUCGGAAUGAAGUGGCGGAGCAACUAGUCGUUGUUGCAAAGCUAGCAUUUGCAUGUUUGAAUGCCAGCCCGCGGUCUCGACCAACCAUGCAGCAAGUUACUAGGAAGCUAUCAUUUCCGGUCCGGUGAUCACAUCUCAGCAAAAUCAGUUCCACAUGGUUACUAUUGGCCAUGCUCCUUGAUACCCACUGCUAGAGUUCACGAGUAUUUGACUCUUCUACAUGGGAAUGUGGUAGUGUCCUUGUUCUGCAUUUUCUACGUUACUACUACGUAUCAGAUCCUCAAUUUCUCCUCAUUUAUGGUGUGUUUUAAGCUCUUUUGUACUCUUUAUUCACGUUAUAGGACUCGCAGAGUACAAUGUUUGUGUAAAAUAAUAAAGUCGAUCGAUCGAAUAACGAUAACUACAUGAUCGAAUCGAAUUUGUAGUGCAAUCCCACAAUUA